UUUGUGCUUUAUCCUUGCCAAGACAGUUUAGUCCAAACAUUAUCAAUCGUUAUCACUAUUAAAUGUAACAGUGACAAGCAGUGCGCAAGAAAAUCUAUCCAGCGAAAGAUCUUUGCUAUCUAGUUAUUUUGAUACAAAUCACAACCUGAAAUAAACACACGAAAGUCCCCGUAACCAUGAGCAUCAAGGCGGAACUGGAGAACUAUGGAGUGGUGAACCUUGCGUACGUCCCCUAUCCGACGGACGCCGUGGACAACCUCGAAUGGACUGAGGAAGUCUUUUUCAAUCUCCCGGGUCGUCCUGAACGCACAUGCAACGCCCAGUCCUCUCAGCAAGAACCAGUUAAGGAAGAAACAUCAAGACCACUGAGAAAGGAGGAUCGAGAGGAACAGCGUGAGGGAGAUGUGCCUGAUGGUGGUUGGUCCUGGGUGGUGGCCGUGGGUGCUGCCCUCAUAAUGAUGCUGAUCAACGUCGUUGGUCCUUGUUUCAGCAUCAUUUUCUCUCCCUUUCUCCUUGACAUCGGGGCAUCAUCGACGACUAUAGGCUGGAUCUUCAACAUAUUUCAGUUCAUAUUUAGCUUCUCUGGGCCUUUGUUGGGUCCGUUGCUGGCAGAAUUCUCUUGGAGGUCGGUGGCAGUACCAUGCGCGCUGCUUGCCGCUGCCUCGCUUGUGCUGUCAGCCUUCGCCGACUCUGCUGAGUUCCUGAUCUUCUCUUACUCCGUCGUCGGAGGAAUAAGUUGCGGCCUUCUGAAUAACUUGUGUUACGUUAUCAUCCCACACCAUUUCUACAAACGUCGAGGGAUAGCAAAUGCCAUUAUGGUGGUAGGGGUGUCAUGCGGUCCGAUUCUCGGCCCGCUCCUUGUCAGUUUUCUCCAAGAAAAUUUUGGGUUUAAAGGGGCAACACUCAUCACUGGUGCGGUCGUGUUCAAUGCCUGCAUCGGCGCCGCACUCUUCCGCCCUCUACAGGAAAACCGCGGAGACUCUGAAAAGGGCAAAAAUCUAUACAGGCUGAUUUUAAGAGUGACUUGGAGCACUGUCACAGAUAUAAGCGUUCUGAAAUCACCCCGAGCUGCUAUCAUCGCUGUUAGCGGAGCUCUUACUCUCAGCAGCUGGCUAAAUUUCUUAACACUAGUGCCCUUUGCUGUCCAAACGGCAGGUUACUCUUUCCAAGAGGCAGCCUGGUGCGUGACGGCGUCUGCUGUGUGCAACCUAAUAGCAAGUCUAGGAAUCUCUGUCCUGUCUGACUAUCCAUUUUUCAACUUGAGAAUUAGUUGCAUGGUCUGCACUGCCACCAUCGCUGCCUCAACGCUAGCUUUCAGUCUCAUAGAUGAUAUCGUGUUGCUAAUCUUUGUGAUGGGCGCGUGGGGCUUUGGCGUCGGGGGCUACAUGGGGACCUACAACCUUGUGAUCGUGAAGUACAUGGGCAUUGAUAAACUGAUUCCUACUUGCGGAGUUACGUUGAUGUUGGUAGGCCUUUGCUUCAUCACCAGUGGACCGACGAUAGGUCUGAUUCGGGACAUGAGCCAGAGCUACGCGGUUAGUAUGUACGUGCUCUCGGGAAUGGCCUUCGUGUGUUCAGUCUUGUGGAGCUUCAUGCCAGCGGCCGUCCGGUACGACCAACGCAGAGACAACGAACGGAAUGCUGGGGAAUGAAUGGGGUACAUGUUAUGAGAUCUGACUGAAAGGUAGAUAAUGAACUUCAGUGACGUCUUCUCAGAUGAACCUGGCUGUACCUCUAGUAUAGAACAUGUAACUGAUUUAGAAACAACGACUCCUGUUGCUAAGAAACUUUAUCUAUUUCUUCAUCAACUGGUAGAUACUUUUAACAAGAAUCUGU
Penaeus monodon (black tiger shrimp) is the source of this 1836-nucleotide messenger RNA. RefSeq names its product monocarboxylate transporter 12-B-like. Lineage: Eukaryota; Metazoa; Arthropoda; Malacostraca; Decapoda; Penaeidae. The transcript is spliced from 6 exons. Gene Ontology annotation, molecular function: monocarboxylic acid transmembrane transporter activity. Gene Ontology annotation, biological process: monocarboxylic acid transport; transmembrane transport. Bases 177 to 1652 code for a protein of 491 amino acids. The record is from RefSeq and is a predicted model, not a curated record.